Messenger RNA from Rotaria sp. Silwood2, 1665 nucleotides. NCBI's taxonomy places the organism in Eukaryota, Metazoa, Rotifera, Eurotatoria, Philodinida, Philodinidae. The record is from the annotation of a GenBank genome assembly.
AUGGGUAAAACGGGAAACAACUUGACACAAAAUGAUAUUAAUUAUCACAAUCAAAGCAAUUCAAAUCAGUCGAUGCAUCCAGAAGCAGAAAAUACAACAAAUAAAGAAGGUAAUGAAAAUGAUUUUAGAUAUCCAUAUCGUCACACUCGCAAAAGGAGAAAUGAUCACGGUGAUGAUGAAGUUACAUCACAGGCUCCGUUUACACCCAAGCGUCGAAAUACUGAACAGAUAGACAAUAGCUCAAGUAGUCCGCACGGAUGUCAAGGAGAAACAACUACAGCUUCAUCUUAUUUUAACAACAAUCGAGUAUUUCGUAAACAAACAAACGAAGUACCAAAUCAACAUCAUACACAUGAAUCAUCAAAUAGAAAACAACAACAACAACGAGCGCAUGAAUCAUUUCCACCCUUUAGAAUAAAGCUGAAAGAUGGCAAUUAUCCAGUUCAAGAUGUCACCAUUAUCAAGGAUUUAAAUAAAAAAUGUAAGUUAAACUUAACAUACGGUCGAAUGUCAACCUCGAACAACGAUAAACACUACCUACUCUAUUGUAAUACAGCAACGCAGUUCGAGACACUUUUGGACAAAUCGAACUGGCCAGAAACCAUUUGCAAUUGUAUGUAUUCAAUUGAUAUGCCUCGAAGAUUUCCAUCUUCAUAUUCGGUGGUGGUGUUGAACAUUCCAACGCAAUGGAACGUUCAAGAUUUUUGUGAGGAGCUCAAAUUAAGAUACAAAACAAUCAUUAAAUGUGAACGUAUGUUUGUAAAAGGGGGUCGACCUAUACCGAGAAUUCGUAUUGACUUUUCAUCAAAUAAAGAAUUAACAGAAAUAAUACAGAACAAACGCAUACUACUUGAUGAUGAUAAUACAGCUUAUACGAUUGAACCGUACGUUUCACCGACUAGAAUUCUAAGAUGUUAUAACUGUCAACAAUAUGAUGACCACAUUGCUGCGCGAUGUCCUAAUAAGGACAAACCAAUAUGCUUUAAAUGUGGACAACAGCAUAAUUUUAACCCAGAUUGUCAAAAUGCGAUUUGUUGUGCACAUUGUAAAGGCAAUCACAUGGCGGGUAAUCCGAAUUGUCCACAAAAAAUUGCAACACGCGAAAAUAAAAAAAUUCAAAUGACAACAAUAGGACAAAUACGAACAACACAAACUCCUAACUCAAACGUAUGGGCAGGAGAUGCAGCUCACCAUCUAUUUGGAAAUGCAUCAACAACGAAAUCAUUAAUACUGAAUAAGGUUCAGAACAAUAUUAAUGCUGAUUUAAUGAAAAAAUUGGAUUCAAUAGAGAACAACAUACAAACGAUUUUAAAGCAACAAGCAGACCUCAGCCAACUAUUUAAUGAUACAAAUACAAAAAUCAACAACCAAGCAAUGGACAUUCUAAAUAUUAACUGCAUUUUAAAUGAUAUUGUAUGCCCAUUGUUGAAAGAUGUAACAAAUAUAAUUUACACACAGAUUAAUACGCAGCAAAAGCAACAAAUAAAUCCAAUUUAUAACAGGUUGGUCAGUUUCCUGGAACAAAAAGAUUCAAGUUACGCAGGACUUCACAUACAACAUAAUACGAAGACGUUACAACAACAACGUACAACAACACCUAAUCCACAAAUGACAGUAACAUCUAACGACAUACGUAUGACAACGUACGAUGAAUCCACAUGCUAA